This is a messenger RNA of Morone saxatilis (striped sea-bass), 2217 nucleotides long. It is a transcript of the gene cplx2a, whose product is annotated as complexin 2, like. NCBI's taxonomy places the organism in Eukaryota, Metazoa, Chordata, Actinopteri, Moronidae. Gene Ontology annotation, biological process: synaptic vesicle exocytosis; neurotransmitter transport; regulation of neurotransmitter secretion. The record is from RefSeq and is a predicted model, not a curated record. Gene Ontology annotation, cellular component: terminal bouton; SNARE complex. The transcript has 4 exons. Gene Ontology annotation, molecular function: syntaxin binding. Bases 283 to 684 code for a protein of 133 amino acids.
UGCAGGAAUAGACUCCUCUUCCUCCCUCCGCCGUUGCCUGACUCCGACACAACCGGCAUGUCUGCAAACUGAGAACCGCACAGGAAGACACAAUCCCUCCUUAAAGACGCACAACUUGUGAUUUCUGUCCCCCCCACCACUGAGGGAGAAGAAGGAGCGUGCUUAUAACGCUGCGACAAGAGCUUUUUUCUUUGGAGGGACAAAGACUUGGAGGAGGAUCAAAACAAGGUCUGUCCCUGAUAACGUGACCACUGAAGGAAGAGAACACAGAACUGCUUCAUCAUGAAUUUUGUAAUGAAAGCUGCGAUGGGAGGAGGUCCUCCUGAUGUGGGUAAGAUGCUGGGUGGGGAGGAGAAGGAGGAGGACCCCGACGCAGCAAAGAAAGAGGAAGAGCGACAGGAGGCGCUGAGGCAGCAGGAGGAGGAGAGGAAGGCCAAAUAUGCCAAGAUGGAGGCUGAGAGGGAAAGCAUGAGGCAAGGCAUCAGGGAUAAGUACGGCUUGAAAAAGCGCGAGGAAGCAGAGGCCGAGGCAGCAGCCGCCGCAGAGGAGACAGCAGCCGGUAGCUUGACUCGACCCAAGAAGGCCGUGCCAGCCGGCUGCGGUGACGAGGAGGAAGAGGAGAGCAUCAUGGACACAGUGAUGAAAUACCUGCCAGGUCCGCUGCAAGACAUGCUGAAGAAGUAGGCUAGCUCGCUAGCUAGAGCUAACGUUUUUCUAGCUUAGUUCAUAGGCUACAUUCACAAGGUUGGCUUCAGGGGUUUUUUUUCCCAUCCACAUGACAGAUAUGAACUUUGCUCUGUAAGUGCGUUAAAUGAAGUUUAAUUCGGUUUGAUUUGGAGACAAAUCAAAGUUUUAUGGUGAAAUGAGUCAGAUGUGAAAUGUAGCCAUUAGACUAAGCUAGGUUGAGCGGCCAGGUGAACGUUAGCUUCACUGAUGUUGGCGUUAGCUAUGUUACACUAUAAUGAAGCUAGCAGCAAGCAGAGGGGCUAAAAACACAGUGUUAGAUUGUUUAUCCUUCUAGUCAGAAAUGUUUUAAACUCCCUUUUUCUCUCCUCUGUGACAGCUGCAGAGCUCUCUCGCAGCACCGACAAAUAACAUCCCUGUUCACUCAAUUUGUACAUAUAGAAAUGAAUACAUUACAGGCCUCAAGGUGGGCAAAGAAUCAUAAAACAAUAUAUGAAAUUAUUAUACUAACUGUGUGUCUGUCUCUAAAAUAAAUAAAAAAAAUGUGAUAACUUGAUAAGCCAUAUUUUAAAAAGGAAACUUAAAGACUACUGUUGUGUGCUCCUAAAGCUACUGUUUUGUGUUCGACCAUGUCUGGAAUUUAUGUAAAACUUUUUGCACACAGUGUUACACAUUCUCUGUCAGACCUGUUGUCUAUCUCCCCCCCACACUGCCCCCAGUGGCCAACAUCAAAGUGUAAUGACAUUCAUGUAGUGUAGUGUUUAAAAAUGUUUCUAUUCCCCUGUUCAGUGCGUCUCCUUCUUGCGUCUUGCAUGCCAUUUGUCUGGAGUUUGUUGUGUGACUAUGUACCAACUCACCCCCCUCUGCCCCCUCUUCUUUAUCAUGCAAAAAAUAUUAUGGCAAUAACUCCUAAGUUUGAGUGUGUUUUCACUACCAUGUCGAUAUAAUCGUUAAUAAUAUUAGUAAUAAAAAAAAUGAUAUGUAUGCAUUCAGGAAAUUUCAUUUACAGGUUUGCAGGGUUUUCUUUUUUUGUUGUCUCGUUGUUUUGAUGAAGAAUGACCGUGUAGCCGUCCAUACAGCCAAAACCUUAAGCUUUCAGCCAUAAAACCAGAACUUACAGUAUAUAUACUAUUACUAUCAGGAUCUACUACUACUAGGGAGAGAGUACUGAAUGACUAUAUGAAUAAAUAAGACAUAUGUAUUUGUGAUUUUUAAGCUAUAGCAGUAUUAACUUGAAAGUGGACUACAAGUCUGGAUUUUGCAUCAUGUAAAGAUUUGUGAGAAAGAGACCACCCUCCUGCAAUACACGCACACACACAGUGAACUGAAUGCUACAGUUUGGCUACUGAUUUAGUUACACAGCAAAACCAGAAGACAUGAAGCGAUGCUUUAUUCAGUUCUACUUACUGUUGGUUUAGGAGUGAUUGAUUUGCUGAGGGUGACAUAGAAUGCCAUGAGCAAUAAAGGAUUAUCAUGUAUGUUUCUGCCUGAGAUUCAAUAAAAACUUAAAACCUUGUUCACAGACAUUAAAAA